UCAAAGCUCGAGGAGCUGUACCUCUCCUUUAACUUUUUGUCAAGCGCUGUUACUGCCAACCACACUUUCUUGAGCAAUUUACCGCUGUUGAGGGAACUGGAUCUGUCGUUUAAUUACGCUCUGAAGAGUUAUCCCGAAAGCAUCACGCUGUCAUCCAGUUUCUCCAACCUGACCUCGCUGGAGAUCCUACACAUCCAGGGUUUGGUUUUUCAAGAAAUAGGAGCGGAUACCUUCCGCUCUCUGUCAGCUCUAAAAAACCUCUCCGUGUUGGAUGUUGGCACUAAUUUUAUCGUCCACGCGGACUCGAAAAUAUUCUUGCAGUUGCAACAUUUGAAGCUGCUGUAUCUUUCGGAAAACAGACUUCACCCGGUGGUGCAGAGUCGACCCGCAAACCGAGAGGGUCGAGAUUGGCACGCUCCAGAUGUGGGAUCUUCGUUCGAGAUGCCCUCGUUGGCAGAAUCCUACAGCCACCAGAAGGAUCACGCAUAUGAGGUCUCCAACAGCCUGGUGAAACCAGAGUGCUUCGCCGCCGGACGCGUGCUGGAUCUGAGUCGAAAUAAUCUCUUCUUCAUCUCUCCUCAACAGUUCGAGUUGUACGGGAACAUUUCUUGCCUCAACCUCUCCAAAAAUGGUUUCGCUGCCGCCCCCAACGGAUCUGAAUUCACGUCGCUUCCUGGCAUCAAAUAUCUGGAUCUGUCCUACAACAAAAUCGACUUGGCAUACGACGACGCCUUCACAGAGCUACAGGAUCUGGAAGUGCUGGACCUCAGUUACAACCCGCAUUAUUUCACCGUGCAAGGCAUCACGCACAAUCUGAACUUCCUCGAGCGUCUGCCCUCUUUAAAAGUUCUCAACAUGAGUUUUAACAGCAUCAACACGCUCACCACCAAAACCAUGUCCAGUCGGUCUCUCCAGGAGCUUCAGUUCAAGGACAACAGUCUAGGCAAGUUAUGGCGGAAGAGAGACAAAACCUACCACCGGAUUUUCCACAAACUGACCAACCUGACCUAUCUGGACAUAUCGUACAACAACAUCAGAGACAUCACCAAUCAAGUUUACACGUAUCUUCCCAAGAACAUUCAGAAACUGAUACUGAGUCACAAUCACCUGAAACGCAUUCAGUGGUCAAUGUUAAGAAAUUUCACACAGCUCCGCGAACUCGUUUUAAGCAGCAAUAACAUAUAUUUCAUAUCCAGCAAUCUGUCGCGAGACGUUCCCUCGCUGAUGUUUCUUGAUCUUCAGUACAACAGGAUCACAGAGCUCCCCGGGGGGUUUCUGAAGGGGGCGGUGAACCUGAAAAAGCUGGAUCUCAGUUUCAACAGGCUGAUAACCAUCAAUCAAUCCACGUUUCCGGCCGACAGCGAGACCUACCUGAAGACUCUCUGGUUGCACGGCAAUCCCUUCCACUGCACCUGUGAUUUACUCGAGUUGGUUCUGUGGAUUUAUGACACCAGGGUGAAGAUACCAAAGCUGGUGACCUCCGUGACCUGCGCCGUGCCUGAAGACCGAAGAGGUCAGCCGGUCGUUCUCUUUGACAUUAAAGAAUGCAUUGAUGACCAGGUGGCCUUUCUGGUGUAUUUUUUCUCUACUGUCGUUGUAUUCUUCACCACGCUCAUGUCUAUCGUCAUGCACAUGUUCUACUGGGACGUCACUUACAUAUUCUACUACCUGAAAGCUCGAGUCACCGGAUACCACUACCUCAGCUCUGAAAGUUGUGUCUAUGAUGCGUUCAUCACCUACGACACCAAUGAUCCGCACGUGUCCGACUGGGUCCUGAACCAGCUCCUGGAGCAACUAGAGGAGCACGGCGAGCGCUUCCUGCCCAUCUGUCUGGAGGAGCGUGACUGGACGCCCGGUUCACCCGUCGUGGAUUGUUUGACCCAGAGCAUCCAGCACAGCCGUAAAACUGUGUUCGUGCUGACCGAGAGGUACGUGAGCAGCGGCUUCUUCAAGCUGGCCGUCUUUCUGGCUCAGCAGCGCCUCCUGGAGGACAACGAGGACGUGAUCGUGCUGUUGCUGCUGGAGCCGGUGCUGCAGCACUCUCAUUUCCUGCGGCUGCGCAGACGUCUGUGCAGUCACAGCAUCCUGGAGUGGCCGCGCUCGCCGUCUGCCGAGGCUUGGUUUUGGCAGUCCCUCCGGAAUGCCAUCCGCGUGGACAACCAGGCGAUGUACAGCGACCUCUACAGCAGAUAUUUCACCACUAAACCUACUGCCAACAUGUCUGACAAGCCCAAUCUCGAAGAGGUCACCAGCUUCGACAAGACCAAGCUGAAGAAGACAGAAACCCAGGAGAAAAACCCUUUGCCAUCGAAAGAAACUAUCGAACAGGAGAAACAGGCGGGCUCCUCAUGAAGCGUGCCGGCGACUCCUCUAUGCACUGUACAUUCCACAUUGCCUUCUUUUUCACCUCUUUGUCGCUGUUUAACUUUUAAUGGAAAAAAUAUGACCUAAGUUGCAUUGUGAUUGGACAACCAAAAAAAUGCAGACGACCGUAGAGCCCUGUAUUUCUCCUCUUUUUGUAAACCACGCCACUGAAAUUCUGAUGAAGUUUGUUGAGGAGGAGGAGGAGGCGGAGGAGGAGGGAGGCGUGAAGCUGAGUUUCACUUCUGAAUCUGCUUCGGCGUGGAGAGGAGGUGGGGCACGGAGUUUGAGUGACAAGUAACAGAGACUCGCUUUUGUAACAUCUUUUGUGACCUCUGUUGACUUGCUCAAAUGCUUUAAAGUCAUGCAGUUUUUUUUGUAUGUUGACGUCUUGGAAUGCACAACUUUUGUUUUGUAAUGCAAAUAAAAAUCUGUGAUACUCAGA
Triplophysa rosa is the source of this 2806-nucleotide messenger RNA. Its product is annotated as toll-like receptor 8. Gene Ontology annotation, biological process: toll-like receptor signaling pathway; actin filament organization; positive regulation of interleukin-6 production. NCBI's taxonomy places the organism in Eukaryota, Metazoa, Chordata, Actinopteri, Cypriniformes, Nemacheilidae. The transcript is spliced from 3 exons. The record is from RefSeq and is a predicted model, not a curated record. The annotation marks the transcript as partial. Gene Ontology annotation, cellular component: plasma membrane. Gene Ontology annotation, molecular function: actin monomer binding; transmembrane signaling receptor activity; pattern recognition receptor activity.